This is a messenger RNA of Pseudo-nitzschia multistriata, 529 nucleotides long. The record is from the annotation of a GenBank genome assembly. Lineage: Eukaryota; Bacillariophyta; Bacillariophyceae; Bacillariales; Bacillariaceae.
CGCCGCAGACCAAAGACACGGUUUCCUCGAAGAAACCUACCAACCACACCACACCACACCACAAAGGAAGCAUGCUGUCGCUGGCCUCCCUCGGUCGCUCCCUGGCGCAAACCAGCAAGACACCGGCGGUGCAACGCUGCCUCUCCCGCCGCGCCGCGUCCGGGCUCUGCGGGCUGCCGGACGAAAGGGAUUCGCACUGGCGUUUGCGCUCGGGCUCGGAGGCCGCGAGCUCGCAGGAAGACGGGACGGCCCAGGGAUCCCCGGGGUUGGCGAACCCGGGGGAUUCCCUCGCGGACCACCCCUUUUACGACCAGACGGCGGCCGCCGAGCAGAUGAUCUACACCAUGGAGAACUCGUACUACUUUGCCUCGUACAAGGCCGGGAGCGGCAAGGAGGGACUGGGCAGCUGCUAGCCGCGCGAACGGCGGGAAAGGGAAGGCGAGGCAAACCAAACCAUACCAUACCAUACCAUACCAAUCGACCAAUCGAACGGGACCAACUCUGGGACAUUGCGGCCAAACGAUGUGCC